Ctenocephalides felis (cat flea) is the source of this 2077-nucleotide messenger RNA. RefSeq names its product katanin p60 ATPase-containing subunit A-like 1 (gene Kat60). Bases 484 to 1986 code for a protein of 500 amino acids. The record is from RefSeq and is a predicted model, not a curated record. Gene Ontology annotation, biological process: microtubule severing. Gene Ontology annotation, molecular function: microtubule binding; microtubule severing ATPase activity; ATP binding. Lineage: Eukaryota; Metazoa; Arthropoda; Insecta; Siphonaptera; Pulicidae. Gene Ontology annotation, cellular component: microtubule cytoskeleton. The transcript has 9 exons.
GUUCAACAUGACAUUUGUUCGUGUGUGGGUUUAGUUUGUAGCAGUACUGUGAUGCUGUUGAAAUAGAAAUGUGAUAAAAAUAAAGCAUAAUCUCAAAAAGUAUAUAAUCGUUUAUAAUUAAGAGCUGCUCGCAAAGAUAUUUUCUCCUAUAACCAAGUUUAUGUCAUCAUAUUAGAAUGAGUGUUAUAUUCCUUAAAAUUAAUGUGUAAAAGCGUAACCUUGAUUUUGACAAUUCAUGGCUAUUCGCAUUAAAUGAAAUUAAAUAUAAUGCAUUAUUCAUAAAUCAUCUGAGAGAAAUAACACAUGUUAUAAUGAAACAAAUCUGCUGUGUUAAAAGCUUUAAAAAAUACAUAGAUUUUAAUUCUACAAUUUUAGUGGUUAACCUGUUAAUAAAUAAAAAUAUUAGUUUAUGAUUGGAAACAUUAAAAACUGUAUGUUUUUUUUAAAAAUUGAGUGGGUACAAAGACAAAAAGCUCACUGAAAAUGGAUAUAGCAAAUUGUGAAAUAGGAGAAAAUACAAAAAUGGCUAGAGAAAUGACUUUAUUAGGUAACUAUGAGUCAGCUGAAAUUUAUUAUCAGGCUGUUAUGCAAAUAUUUUGUUUUGUACAAAAGCAAAUUAAUGAUGAGAAUCUGCAAUUAAAACGAGUACAAAUACCAUUGAAUAAGUUUAAAAUUAACCCACAUAAUGAAAGAGCAAUUCGUGUACGUAAUCCUAUUUUGGAAGAACCAAGUAAAUUCAAUGCAAUCAAUGACCCUGAUGUUUGGCCACCUCCUCCAGAUGCAGACUUAGAUGUUUGGCCUGCGCCUAUAAAUGCUGAGCACAAACCAGGUAGGCCUGUAAAACCAAACUUCAAGAAACCUUUGCCUAAUCGUAAAGGGCCUGUAAACUCUAAAAAUGUUGCAACAAAUGGAAAAAAAGUUGCUAGCAAGCCAGGAACUACUCGUCUAUCGACAGCAAAUUCUAAAGAUAAGGAUGGUAAAAAGGACACAAAAGAAAAAGAAAAAGGUGAUAAAGAUAAGGAUGAAAAAGAAAGCAAAGAAGAACCUGAAAAGAAAUUUGAGCCAUCAUGUGUGCUUGAAGCAGAUUUAGUGGAUAUGUUAGAGAGAGAUAUAGUCCAGAAAAAUCCAAAUAUACACUGGGAUGAUAUAGCCGAUUUACAUGAAGCUAAGAGAUUAUUAGAAGAAGCUGUAGUGUUACCAAUGUGGAUGCCGGAUUUCUUUAAGGGAAUUAGAAGGCCUUGGAAAGGUGUUUUAAUGGUGGGUCCACCUGGAACUGGUAAAACGAUGUUAGCAAAAGCUGUAGCUACUGAAUGCGGCACUACAUUUUUUAAUGUGUCUUCAUCUACAUUGACAUCUAAAUAUCGUGGAGAAUCAGAAAAAAUAGUUAGACUUCUUUUUGAAAUGGCUCGAUUCUAUGCUCCCAGCACUAUUUUUAUAGAUGAAAUUGAUUCACUUUGCUCAAGAAGAGGAUCAGAGUCUGAGCAUGAAGCAUCAAGAAGAGUUAAAAGUGAACUACUUGUUCAAAUGGAUGGAAUUAGUUCUAACUCAGAAGAGGCUAGCAAGGUUGUUAUGGUUCUGGCAGCCACAAAUUUUCCUUGGGACAUUGAUGAGGCUAUGCGCAGACGAUUGGAGAAACGGAUUUAUAUUCCACUUCCAAAUGAUGAAGGACGAGAAGCAUUACUCAAGAUAAAUUUAAGGGAGGUGCAAGUUGAUCCCAGCGUAGAUUUAAGUGACAUAUCAAGACGUCUUAAAGGUUAUUCAGGAGCAGAUAUCACUAAUGUGUGCAGAGAUGCAAGUAUGAUGUCAAUGCGCAGGAAGAUCUCGGGUCUUCGUCCUGAACAAAUAAGACAAUUGCCAAAAGAAGAAUUGGAUUUACCUGUUUCUACCCAAGACUUUUUGGAAGCUGUAAAUAAAUGUAACAAGAGUGUUUCUAAAGAUGAUCUUAAGAAGUAUGAGGAAUGGAUGAGCAAGUUUGGAUCAUCUUGAUGAAUAUUAAAUAAUUUGAGAAUAUUAAAAUUGCUAUCAUUUGAGUGCUAUAUACUUUGUUACAAAUUUUGUGCUUUAAUUUAACAAUCCC